Molecule: messenger RNA, 4005 nt
Organism: Cotesia glomerata
Lineage: Eukaryota; Metazoa; Arthropoda; Insecta; Hymenoptera; Braconidae
Exons: 1
Source: RefSeq, a predicted model, not a curated record
UUGCCCCCGCGCGACGGAACCGUGGCUUCGAGUUCCUCCGAGGCCGCCACCGAGUCGGAAAACUCAUACAACAACGAGCACGAGCACUACGGCUACGAGUGCUACGAUUCAGCAUCGGAAAGCAAGCCACCGAGUUCUAUAACCACGCCGAUCCCUCGGAGAAACUCCCUCCCGCCCGUCUCGACCGUCUCCUGCACCAGCUCCGAGGCGGACUUGAGACACGUCUCGGCCAGCCACCACCAGUCCUUCGACCCGCCCAGCUACGACCUCAUCGUCAACCCGGAGUUCCUCGCCGAGAGGAGCUCCAACCACGAGGACACUCUCGAGCGGUCAGCCAGGAUUUACAGCGACACCGCGGCUAAAUCCACGCGAGCCUCGACCCCGGUGCCCCGGUCGAAGUUCACCGAGUCGCUGGAUCACCUGGACACCACCAGCGGCUCGCUCUCGUACCAAAGGCGUCGACGCGGCCAUCCACACCAGAAGCUGGACCAGAGCAAGUUCAAGGAGGGCUCUCGCGAGCACUACAUGGUUCCGACGCACGAGCCCAACCGGCCGACCAGCGACUCCCGCACCCUGUCGCUCUUCAACCCCGAAUUUCUGCCGAACUUCAACGACAUGUUGAUGUACGUCGCAAGACCCGAGCUUUCAGAUCUCAGCCACGUCUCCUUUCCCUGGAAGCACUCCCAGGUAGGUGGAAUUCCCUACGAUGACAACAAUCCCGAGCAAACAAUACCGGUGGAUCCUUCCCGGGGAUUUGGAGCCGGCACUCCCGAGAGAGAAUCCAGUUACGCCAGUUUGAACACCCUUCAGGAUCGUCUGAACCACGUAACUGGAAUUUUAGAGAGUAAGAUAAGAUUAGAGGGUAAGGAUAAAAAUUUAUACGGCACUUUGAGCAAGCGACAACAGCUCUUAGAUUCAGCAACUAAACCUGCGGCGGUUAUCAAGAAAGGGUGCAACACAAUCGAGUACAAUUGUUGAAUAACUUUUUGUGUGGUAAGCUAAGCUUUAUUGUCCCCUGAAUAAUGCUAAUGAGUGGGUCCUAAGUCGUCGAGAGGCAUUCUCAUGUGUAAGAGAUUUUAUUAAUUUUUUAUUUAAUAAUUGUUUUAUUGAAAAAUAGAAAAAAAAAAAAAAAUAUUAAGUAAAAAUACACUAUAUAUUAUUGAUAAAUUGAAUAAAGUAGGCGUGGUUGGACAUCGAGCAAAUAAAAAAGAGAGAAUAAAUAGUUAAAUGUGAUACGAAUGAACUGUGUUCUAGUAGUGGCCUGUUAGGUAUUUAGAUGAAGCUAAAUAAAUUUUUUAAUUGAAGAAAUAUUAAGAUAAUGAUUAAAAAUAUUAAAAUAAAAUUCGUUAUUAUGCGUAUUAACAAUAAUAAGCAUACUCAGCUGAUGAGGCGUGCCUUCCAUGUAUUUUUGUUGGCGUUUUGCUAGGUAAUGGAUAAUGGAUAUCGUAAAUAGAGAGACCGAUGCGGGAAUUAAAGGUAGUAACAACUAAUACUAAUAACAUAAGGAUAAUAAGGAAAAAGACAAGUAUAGAAAUAGGCCGUUAGUUAAAGUUAGUGAGACACGAGGAGGAUUCAACCAAGGAGGAGGAUAAAGAGUUGAUAGACAAGUUGAUAGUACUAUUUGUAUGUACGAGUGUAACCAGCUGGCGCAAGUUCAAUAUCGUAGGUAAUGAGAUAGCUGAUCGAAAGUAAAGCUGCAGUGAGUUUGCUGAAUGUGGAUAUUAGGAGGAGGAUACUCGCACGGGAGGAGGGGGGGGUGUACUUGUAUAAGUUACAAUCAUGGAUUAAUGGUAAUUGGUUCGAAUCGAUCGAGCCUAACAUCCAACUACUAUUAUACACCAUCUAACUAAACAGAUACCUCGAGAUGUAAUGGUGUUCCGAGUAGAGAAUAGAGGAAAGGGAUCACAAUCUGGAUCGGGAUCAGGAUCAGGAUAAUCGACGACGGUGUACCCGAUGGCUCACUUAUAUUAUAUCGUAAUCGGCAGGCUGUUAUGUAGUACUGGUUAUAUAUAAUACGAUACGGGGACUGGCCAACUAAACCCAAGUUGCGCUAAAUUCACUUUAACAUAUAUUAUGUAAAUAUUUAUAUAUUAUAUAUACAUAUAUUUUAACUGUAAUAGUAAGGAGUAGGAAAUAAGGACUAUUAAUUUAAUCUAAUAUCUCUAAUGUCUUCGGUACAGUAUUUUUAAAAACACAACUUCUAUCUCGACGGAAUUUUUAUUAAACGUUAUUUUUUAUUUUUAAAAAUCAUAUUAUAUGUGUAAAUAAAUAUUAUAAUUUAUCCGUCGAGAUAGCCGAUAGGUGAGUGGGGAUAGGCAUGCGUAACCACUUUUUUGUACAUCGCUUUUUAAAAUAAUAAUAAUAAUAAUCUAAUGCAAUGCAUUUUGCCUUUUACCUUCUCCUCCUCCUUUAUUCCUUUCACGGCACCUUACCCCCCUUUACUCCUUUAUUUCGUGCUGCUGCUACUGCUGCUGCGACUGUAUGGAAAUUUAUUAAAUAGCAUUCACAAAAGAUACAACCAGAAUAUGGCUCCUAUUUUACAUUUAUACUGAUACAUAUAAAUAUAUGCUUCUGGAGAAAUAAAUAAAGAGGGAUAAUAAAAUAAAUAAAUAAAAAGUUCAAGUUUUUAAAUAAAAAAACACAACAGGUAAAUAAAUUUAUUGCAAUAUCGCCAUGCUCUGGAUACCUGAAAGGGACAUAAAUUAAAAAUUUAAAUUUAUUCCCUAAGGACAUUCUGUCGCAGCCCUCCCCACCCACACCCCCUCCUACCCCAAGGGUAUCUCAUGGUGAUUUAUUGAGUGUAAGUAGUUUAAAGAUGAAUGAAAGAUAUUAAUUAGAUUUGUAGAAUUUACCGAAAAUUAAAUGUGAAAAAAAAAAUAAUAUUAUUAUUAUUAUUAAUUAACUACUGGAAAUUUUAUUUCGGGGCAUAUUCUGUAACUAUAUAAAUAAAUAGAUAUAUAUUAAUAUAAAUAUAAAUAUAUAUUUGACUGUACAUGUAUAAAAUGAUUUUAUUAUUAAAAUUCGAGUACCCCGGAAUGAUUACGUGUACAGAAUUAAAUAAAAAAGUAUUUGAAGAAAAGUAUAAAAAAAAAUGAUAUGAGGGACAAAAAUAAUAAGUACUAAAAUUUGUAAUUAUUAAUUAAUUAAUAGUUCUCGAUUAGCAUGAUCGAGUGAUGGAUUAUUAUGUAAUAAAAUAUUUUGUUAUUUUUAAAAAUUAAUUGACUAAAAAAUAUUAUUGCCUCGACGGUCAUUUGGAGUUUAUAUCUGCAUGCAAUUAUUCACAAUUGCGCAGCAGACUAAAAAUAUAAUUAUUUAAAUAGCAACAGUUAAACUUUUCGACGAUACAAUUGUAUAAAAAAUAAUAUUACAUUAUAUAUAAAUAUAUAUUAAACAGUAAUAAUUAAUAAUAAAAAAAAAAAAAUAUUUUAUUUACACGUUAGAAUAGCUGGAUGCCGUAUUUCAUGAUCCGUCGACGGAUAAUCUAUUGUUUCGAAUGAGUUUUUAAUAAAAUAUAUAAUCGCAACAUUCCAUUGAAAGCCAGGACUGCCAAUAGGUCGUCGCGACAGCAAGUUCUUAAGCGAAUAAUAUGAAAUAUUAAACAAUAUUUAAGUCUAAGUAAUCGCGAUUACGCUCAAGAACCAGCUGACGUAGAUCCGAUCGCUAAAAAAUAAAUAAAAAUAAUAUUUUAGUGGCCUUUUUGUAGACAAUUUAUAAACUGUCUUACUGUGCUUGUACAGAUCGUCGCGCGGAGUUGCACUGACCGGAUUAAUAUUAAUUACUUAGAAGAUAAAAUAUUUAAAAAUAUCGAUUGAAUUUUAUUACAUCUACGAUAAAUUUGGAUUUAAACUGGAGAGAGUUGAGCUGUAUACAACUGUCAAUUUAUUAAUAGAAAUAUCAAUUUUAUCAAGUCGAAUUUAUUGGGUAUUUUAGUUGAAUUCCGCAUUGCAUAUUCUGUACAACAAUAACGCAUUCAAUAUAAAACAUACGGACAAAAUGAAAAUAAAA